Molecule: messenger RNA, 3136 nt
Organism: Hyalella azteca
Lineage: Eukaryota; Metazoa; Arthropoda; Malacostraca; Amphipoda; Hyalellidae
Product: bone morphogenetic protein 2
Exons: 3
Coding region: 378-1721 (447 amino acids)
Biological process (GO): BMP signaling pathway; SMAD protein signal transduction
Cellular component (GO): extracellular region
Molecular function (GO): cytokine activity; growth factor activity
Source: RefSeq, a predicted model, not a curated record
GAGACUCGUCUUACCAGUUUUGAAGAAGCUUUCGCAGGAAGAGUAUACGAGGUGUCCUAAGAGCGCUAGUGACGUUAAAUAAACUGGAAUAUAAUGUGUAAUUAUCACAACUGGUGAAGUAAUAUCCCUUGAUAAUAGAUAUUCAAGAUAACUAUCGGACAAGUGCUAAACUAACCCUAGAGGUAAGAUUAAGGCUGGUGGUGCAAUCGUGUUGCAGUUGAAUGAAGUGCUAGCAAGUUCCAGUGAACACUAACCGGUUAUUAGUGAGCGUUCAAAUGAAUUGAUUUGCUUAACUAGAGUUUAUUGGACACAGAAUUACAUGUGCUGGACUUAUCGAUGAACGGCAUUGUGUUGCAUAAGGAUCAUAUGGCGGUGCCAUGAGCAGUUCAACCGCCAUGUGCUGGUGGCGGCCUCUCUGCCCAUCGGCGGCCCUGGCGCGGCCCUGUUGCUGCACCCCUCGGACUCAGGUGGGGAGUGUGGGGAACCGUGGCCGGCGAAACCGUAACCUGCUACCUGGAGGCUGGUGUCACCCGCACCUCCUGUUGUGGGUGCUCUGCUGCGUGCUACUCCUUGGGGUGAGUGCCUCAGCGUCGACCACAGAUGAGCUGCAGAAAGAGCUACUAAAGUUCCUGGGCAUGAGAAAACCUGCCCAGCAUGCUGUGCCCACCAGGGUACCGCAGUACAUGCACCAGCUGUACAAGGAACAGCAAAUAUUCAACCACGCUGCCCCUCAAGCGACAGACUUCCACUACAGACAUGCUGUACCCCCUGACACCGUCCGCAGCAUCGCUAACAUCACCGAAAUAGAGGACGUGAAGAACGUACGCCCAGGCGUAGGGCGCAUACGCAUCAAGUUUGCGCUGGAUGGUCUGUCGUCCAGCGAGCGUCUACACACCGCCCAGCUGCGGGUCACCCACUCACCCGACGCGGGCGCGGGUGAAGACCUGGGGCACGACCACCCCAACAGCGUCAUGGGCAACUUCGUGGACUACGAUAAGCACAAGUACAAGAAAGAACAACUUCCCUACAUGAAUUACAUCAGAGUGUACGAUGUAGUACGCACCUUAGAGGAUGGGGACAUCGUGUUGAGGUUGUUGGACACGGUGUUGGUAGACCGAAGGGAGUCAGGGGUGUUGACGUUGGACGUUGGUCCAGCGGUAGAAAGAUGGGUACGUAAACCACACAUGAAUAAUGGACUCGUUUUAGAAAUGGACCCGUUCAAUAAAAACGAAUACUCUAGAAGUUCCGAUAGUUUUGACAAACUAGAAAUGUCUCGUUUGCGUAUAAGAAGAGACGCACACACCGACAACAACACCUGGCAUGAGGUCAGACCUUCAGUCGUGGUGUUCUCUGAUGACGGGAAACCAAAACAGAGGGUAAAGCGCGCCAAACCUACGGCGCCUUACGAAAAGUGCCGAAGACAUCCACUCUAUGUCGAGUUCAAACUAGUGGACUGGCAUGACUGGAUUGUUGCGCCUCCAGGAUAUCAAGCUUUCUUCUGCGACGGCGAAUGUUCUUUUCCUUUAAGUGAACACAUGAACGCUACAAACCACGCAAUUAUUCAGACGUUGGUGAACUCCAAGUACCCAGAACGCGUACCCACGGCGUGCUGUAUACCCACGGAGCUGUCGCCUAUAUCCCUGUUGUAUGUUGACGAGUUCUCGAAUGUAGUUCUUAAGAACUACCAGAAUAUGGUAGUCGAGGCGUGUGGCUGCCUUUAGUUGGAAGUGGUUCUUUAGAAUUGCAGUCGUUAGAAAAUCGAUUUUAUAUUUUUAGAAAUGUCUUGGGGGUUUGAAAAUGUCUUUAGGGAUUUCACUUGGCGCUUUUAUUAAAAAUCGUUGAUCUUGUUUUAGCAUUACCGUCAAUGGAUAUUAUCUUGAACUAUUCUCUAGAAUCCUUCCGUUUAAAAUGAUUUCCUGAAGCUGCCGCUCUCCGUUUUAGAGUCCGUAUCUCUCUAGGGUUGCAGUGGAACUAACCUAUUAUUGUGUCCUGCGAUUGUCAGGCUACGGUGAAACCAAGUUAAUGAUUAUUGUUGCAAAACAAUAAUUUCUUUUUUUGUAUAAACUAAUUUGCUCAUAAAUCCUUUCCAAUUUCGCAAAUUUCGUGGUGAGCAGCAGCUUGCUUUGCUUUUUUGCAAAAUCAUGCGGUGAACGGCAGCAACUUGUGAAUAUGUGGAGAAUUUAAAAAAAUUUCAUCACAUUUCUGCGAUUUUGCGGUAACAUUUGGGGGGUUAUCACGUAUGUAUGUGUACAUGUUGCGCUUGAGAAUGUGUACAUGUUGCAUAUGUUCAGGUUUUCAAGUUUACCACAUUAUUUGUCUUGUCAACGUCGCGGAGUGACAGUCGCUCACUGUAUUACAGUCGAACGUCAUGUACAGUAGGUUGAUGUAGCCCACAUUCUAUCAUGUUAAUUUACUUCAUAUAUGCAAGUUACCCUCUAUUUUAAAACUAAUAAACAUCAUUUGUAAUGUGUUCACGAUGACGUGAACUAUACUCAUAUAAUGUAUGGGUCAACUUGUUCAAUUAGUGACAUGCUUUUUUACCCACCGCUCGAGCUGAGUGCGUACGCAGCAUUUUGUCCGGGUAAUCUGGGACAAAUGACGCAUACAAGUUGAAAAAAGUUUAUCGAUAUUUGGACAUAAUCUCACACAUUUCUCCUACUAGACGCAAUAGUGGACUCGUAAAAUUCCAUCAAGGAAACUUGAUGCGUUUUUCGUGCAAAAAAUCCCCUACUAUCUAUAUCUUCGUUCGUUCAUGAGGAUUGACUAACUGUUGUGUAAUUCGGAAAAAUAAAUUUAAUGAACAUUAUUCAUGGAGUGGCUGGCCAAUUCCGUGUUCAUUGAAGGGAAAUUUUUGUAUAUUGGUAGUGUAUUUCGUAAGGGUUGGAUAGGGGGGGGCAUAUGAAAAAUAGUUCAAUAUAAUUAAAGUGAAAUAAAAAGUGAUUGUGGCGAGUAAGGGUAAUUGUGUGGAGUAAGAAAAUUGUGUGGAGUAAGAAAAUUGUGUCCAGUAGUAAAAGUAAUUGUGUCGAGUAGUAAGGGAAAUUGUGUCGAGUAGUAAGGGAAAUUGUGUCGAGCAGUAAGGGUAAUUGUGUCGAGUAGUAAUGGUAAUUGUGCCGAGCAGUAAGGGUAAUUGUGUCGA